AUGUUCGACGUUCUCUGGACUGAUCCCAACCGGGAGUUGGUGGGCGAGCGGAUAGUAAGAAAAGAGCAAGAGGCUAAGAUGAAAGAAAAAGAGAGAAAGCAAAAGUCUGAGAAUGGUCGUCAAUCUAUUUCGACUGAGAGCUCAACUUCUAGUGACCGGGGGUUUGGAAUAUUUUCGGCUAGAAGCCGAAGGAAGACCCCAACGUCGCCUAAGUCGAAGGACCUGACCACAUCACCCGCGCCUCCAGUUCGUAAUCUUAACAAGAUCAACCGAACAUCAUCUUACGGUGUCAAGACUCUGCUUCACCAUCAGGAUGAAUCGGAGAUUACCGUAAAACCCGCCGAGAGAGGCUAUCUCCCUACCCAAGUUUCGGAAGCGGCCGAUGUCUCUAGUCUGUCGUCGCCAGAUUCCACAUUGUCGAAAUGGACGGAUCCAUCUGCAGUUACCAAUAGCACUGGCGUCGGGGCCUCCAUGAGCGACGCCACUACCAGUACGAAGUCGGAGUAUUUGAUUCAGACCUUAGGGCCAUCUUCAUUCAUCACAAGAACUACCGAAGUCGUGUACUCGCCCCAUGAUCCAGACACGGACAUCAACCAGUUGAUUUCCGAAGUCCACAUCUCAGCUAGCCAGACAAAGGCCCCAACACCACCAAUACCGGAUUUCUCGGAGAGAACGAACUUCUUAGCAUUUGAUGAUCCUGGAUCUACGAGGCCCUCUUCUAGGUCGCCGCAUACGCCACCUCCUAUCGAAUUCCAGAAUAAUACCGGCAUAUAUACACCGGGAUGGAAUGGUAUCGACAGGCUAGGAAAUGCGGACGCCUGGAAGCCCCCCCACGAGUGGGAUUGCACUCCGAACAGAGAAGCGACAGCCCAAUCCGACGAAGAAGGAUUACAUAAUUCAUUGAUCAGUGACGAUUCCGACAGAUGUAUGUCUCCGAGUCUUGCGGCGCUACAACGUGAAGUUCGAAUGAUGGCAGCAGCAAGUCCAGAGCUUAUGCUUGCCAAUAUCAAAUCUAGCAUGGGCCAUUCUUCAGACGCAACGGUUUACAAAGAACUUGAGAUGACUAAGAAACGUUGGAUGUUUUCUGCCUUACAACACGAGGGAUAUGUUCCGCUCAUGGAGUGCACAGAUAGCUGUCCCGGGAGUCCAGAUUCGUCAAAGCCCCCUGGAUCUGCUAGGAUCCUUGCACUCUACGAAUCUCAAGCAUCUGCUUCGUUUCUUGCUGCUCUACACCCGCAAGCCUCGAUAUCACACUUAUCGCCAAAGCCAAUAUCACCAAAUUUAUUUCCAAACGUCCAACCACUACUUGUGCCAGCAAUAUCUGCAUCGGCAGGUUCUCGGCCGCUUGCUCCGCAGCUAUACUCAACUGUAACAUGUCUACCUAUGCCUGCAUUAUUUCCUUCGAGCGAGAUCCCACCACUUCUCCGUCAUAUCUACCGCUGCCUCGCCCCCGGCGGUGCUCUACACUUAACCCUUAUAGACCCCCAACCAGUCUCAUCUUCAAUGGGUCCAAAACUGCGGCAAUGGUUAUUUGAGAAUCUCUUGAUACAACUUGAAAAGAAGUGUCGUACUACGUUACCAAGUGACACAUUUCCCGCCUGGUUAGCUGUUGCAAAACUUCGUGGAUUCGGAAGCACCAUCACAACUAUCUCCGUACGUGCGGUGCAUGAGUGCGCUACUACGACGGAAGAUAUGAAGGACCAAACAUCAGUAGAAAGUGAGCUCCGAUGUCUCAUCUCAAGAAUGUUGUGGCAAGAGAUAUGGGGGAAAUUUGUCCACGCCGAGCGAUGGUGGUGGGAGGAGGAAGACAUAGUUCAGGAAUGUCUUGAAAGGGGGACCUACUGGCAGUACUCCCACAUCGUGGCAGUCAAAAACAAUAGGCAGUCAUCCUAG
Daldinia childiae is the source of this 1893-nucleotide messenger RNA. RefSeq lists its product as uncharacterized. The record is from RefSeq and is a predicted model, not a curated record. The transcript is spliced from 4 exons. The coding region runs from base 1 to 1893 and encodes 630 amino acids. NCBI's taxonomy places the organism in Eukaryota, Fungi, Ascomycota, Sordariomycetes, Xylariales, Hypoxylaceae.